Molecule: messenger RNA, 1299 nt
Organism: Musa acuminata AAA Group (dessert banana)
Lineage: Eukaryota; Viridiplantae; Streptophyta; Magnoliopsida; Zingiberales; Musaceae
Exons: 14
Coding region: 1-1299 (432 amino acids)
Biological process (GO): ribosomal large subunit biogenesis
Cellular component (GO): preribosome, large subunit precursor; nucleolus
Molecular function (GO): protein binding
Source: RefSeq, a predicted model, not a curated record
AUGAAGCUCACUUUUAGGAGGAAUCUAGAACAUGUACCUGAUCUUGAGAAGAGGGGAGAACGUAGGAGUCUGCUAGAUCAGAGAUCGACAACUCGAUUUGUUUUGAGGAGCCAAAAGGUUUUAAGAAGAUGCCACGGACAAGUAGAGUGCCCUGGAUGCCCACCUUUGAGAGCCUUGACGACUGACGUGCUCGGUCUUGUAAAAGUUGUCGAAGCUCAUGGAAAGACUGGAAUUCCAAAGGUGGUAGAAACAUGGGGGCAGCCAAAUGCUUCAUCUUGUGUCCUUGCUGCUUCUUAUUCUGAUCACAAAACUGAUCCGCUUUUGGCUGUUGCUCGCAAGAAUGGUUCGGUUGAGUGUCUAAAUCCUAUUAAUGGAGAGGCUUUGGGCAUCACUAAGAUCGAUCAACCCUUAUCACUGGAUGGCUCUCUUAAUGAUGAUCAUGUUGUUGGAUUGCAUCUCUUCAAAACUAAAGGAAUCGAUGUUCCAUCAAGGUCAGUUUCAUUACUUACCUGUCUGGAAAAGGGUAAUGCUUGCUUGAGGUCCAUUCCCGUCGGUGAUGCGCCAGAAAACUCAACUACUGCUUCUCAUAUUACAUGGAAUGUAUGCUCUUCUGGUAAAAUAAUAUGUUCUUCAGUGGAUAAAAGUGAGAAUUAUGCCUUAUUUGGAGGGAAUGGCAUUGAAUUGAACAUGUGGGAUCUUGGAAAAUGCAGUAAGAUCUGGAGUGCAAAAUCUCCUCCUUCUAAUAGACUUGGUAUAUUCUCUCCAACUUGGUUUACUGCUGCAACUUUUCUGAGUGAAGAUGACCAUAGAAAAGUUGUGGCUGGCACGAUCAAUCAUCAGAUUCGUCUUUAUGAUACUUCAGCACUGAGGAGACCUGUAAUUUCAGUCGACUUUAGAGAAUCUCCAAUUAAAGCAGCUUGUGAAGAUCUAGAUGGCUAUACAGUCUAUGUAGGCAAUGGUUUUGGCGAUCUUGCUUCAUUUGAUAUGAGAACAGGAAAACUGAUCGGAUGCUUUAUUGGUAAGUGCUCUGGAAGCAUCAGAUCUAUAGCGAGACAUCCAGAACUUCCCAUGAUAGCAUCUUGUGGAUUGGACAGCUAUUUGCGUGUGUGGGAUGCAAAGACGAGACAACUUCUAUCUGCGGUUUUCCUCAAGCAACAUCUAACAAAUGUGGUGAUCGAUUCACAUUUCUCAGGUUCCAAUGGCAAUACUUGUGAUCAACAAGCUGAUCUACAAGUAUGCGAUGAUACUGAAACCAUAGAUAAUGAUGAAUUGCCAAUCUCUAGCGAGGAUUCUCCAUGA